ACACCAUCACUAUCCUAUCUAUUUGUUUUGAUUUCUGAAUCAGUGGGUGUAUCUUCGAAUUUUUCCAAGACGACAUAAAAAUAUAAAACAAGAUGCCAAUUAUGUACAAUACCGGAGAUUGGUUUAUCCUACGUCCGGACACUUACAGAAAAUUGGACCUUUUUACACCCGAUUGGCCUCUGGAUGUGGAUUUGGAGUAUAUGCAAGUAGUUGCCGCACCAUUUGGAGGCCCAAUAGCUAUGACACGCGAUCCAAAACAAAUAGUACCUAUUAAGGGCAGUGUCAAACCCAUGAUACGGAUUUUUGAUACAGCUGGUGUGGAGUUAGGAAAAAUUCUUUGGAAUCAUGGCAAACUCAUUAGUAUGGGCUGGUCCGAUUUGGAGGAACUAAUAUGCGUACAAGAUGAUGCACUAGUUUUUGUUUACGAUAUGUUUGGUAAUGAAAAGGAAUCGUAUAGCAUGGGACAAGAAGCCAGCUUAACAAAGGUUGUAGAUGCAAAAAUAUUUCAAUCAACUUCUGGUACUGGAGUGUCAGUACUUACAACCACGGGACGAGUGUUUUUGAAGCUUAAUAAUGCCAAGGAUGUGCGCACACGACAAUUGCCAGAAAUUCCAAAGUCUGCUUCAGAGUGCACUUGUUGGGAGAUAAUUACCGAGGAACGUAAUACUUAUUGUCUGCUAGGUCGUGACCAAGAAGUAAUUAGAUUAUUUCCCGGCGAAUCUGUUGGAACCAUCACCCGUAAUCUCUUUGAUAGGCCAUUUGAACGAAUCUUGCUCAUGUCGGUCUCUUACAACCAUCAAAAUCUAGCACUCUAUACAAAUAAUGGUCUGCUAUGGUUGGGGACAGUGGAUAUGAAGAAAAAAUAUUGUGAAUUCGACACAGGACGAAAAGACAUCCCACGCCAAAUUGAAUGGGUUAUGGAUUCGGAGAAGAACCAAGCCGAAGCUGUAGUUAUUUCAUAUCCUUCAUUUUUGUUGAUUGUUAAUCGCAAUGGCGAUAAAAAUCUAUUCACCUAUGAUCCAGCAAUAUUUCUUGUCGCGGAAAUGGAUGGUGUGCGUAUAAUAACAAAUAGCGCACACGAAAUGAUUCAAAAACUACCAAAAUGUGUGCAAAAUAUAUUCGCUGUAAAUAGUCAAGAACCUUCAAGUUUCCUGUUUGAGGCACAAAAGAAAUAUCAAGAAAAAUCCCACCAAGCUGAUGAAUACUUAAGUUUGUUUCGCGAUAAAAUGGAUGUAGCUGUUGACGAGUGCAUAGAGGCGGCUGCUUAUGAAUUCUGUACAGAAACACAAAAGAGCCUUCUGCGGACGGCUUAUUUUGGCAAAGGCUUUAUACCCUCGCAUAAUCCUGACGAGUAUAUGCGCAUACUAAGAAUAUUACGAGUACUCAACGCACUGCGACAUGAAAAAAUUGCAAUGCCAUUGACGCAUAAACAAUUUAGCCAUUUAAAGGCGGAAGUCGUGCUGAGCCGUCUUGUGUUUCGCAAGCACUACGCAAUAGCUAUUCAAAUAGCAAAACAUUUGAAGUUACCAGAAUCAUGGAUUUUGGAGCAUUGGGCUUACCACAAAGUCAUUAACGAUAAAAACGACAAUGAAGUGGCGCGUAAAAUUACUGAAAAAUUUAAAAAUCCUUCAGUGCAAGGAAUAUCAUUCUGCAACAUUGCCGAGAAAGCACAUGACGUGGGUCGCGAUGAAUUAGCCAUAAAAUUGCUUGAACUGGAACCACGGGCAUCUCUGCAAGUACCACUCUUGUUGAAACUAGGAAAAUAUGAUCGUGCUAUUAAAAGUGCUACUCAAUCGGGAGACACAGAGCUGGUAGCUACAGUGCUUUUAGAGAUCAAAAAGAAAAUGAUGCUUGCCAAUUUUAAUAUUAUCAUACGCGAGUACCCAAUGGCAUUAAAUAUCUACAAAAAAAUGAUGAACGAAUGGAGUCGGACAGCUCUGUAUGAUAUUUACAAUCAGGAGGAUGAUCAGAAAUCCAUUGCCGAAUAUCAUUUUCGCAAUGCACUCGAAAGUGAUAGUUUAGAAUCGAAUUUGCCAAUUAUUGCGAAUAGUUACACACAAGGUCGUAAACAUGUUGAGGCCGAGUUGUGUGCCGAUACUGGCAAAAUGUUGAAGUUGCAGAAAAAUGUACUAACACCAAAGUAUGGCAAAAUACACCAAAUCACAUUCAAUGGUCUCUCUAUACAUGAUACCAUAAAGCAGUUGUUAGAAAUUGGUGAGUUAAAAGAAGCUGAAAAGAUUAAAAGUGAUUUCAAAGUACCCGAUAAACGUUUCUGGUGGCUACGUAUCAUAACGAUGUCUGAAAAAUAUAAAUGGGAUGAUUUAGAGAAAUUUGCAAAAAGCAAAAAGAGCCCUAUCGGUUAUGAACCAUUCGUAGAGGUGUGUCUCAAGCAGAAUAAUUUACAUGAAGCACGAAAGUAUAUUUUAAAAUGUCGGGAUGAUCGCAAAGCACAUUGGUAUUUGCGUGCAGAAUUGUGGGAUGAGGCGGCGGAUACCUCGUUUGAACAACGUGAUAUUAACACUUUAUAUGCUAUACAAAACAAGGCUUCUGCUAAUGGCAAUCGUAUGCUUUUAGAUAAAAUCAGCUCCUACAUUGCGGCGUUGGCAUCAAAGAAAUAAAAUAUUUAUAAAGACUUCCUUAAUAAUGUGCCCCCUAAUUUUUGCAAUAAUAAUAUAAGAUGUACAGAUAUAAGUGCAGAACAAAAUACAUUCAUUUUCUAUUAAUUCGAUGUUAAGUAAAACAAUAUGCGCUUGUUUGUAUGUAUUUUUUUUUUU
Ceratitis capitata (Mediterranean fruit fly) is the source of this 2774-nucleotide messenger RNA. RefSeq names its product vacuolar protein sorting-associated protein 16 homolog (gene Vps16A). The record is from RefSeq and is a predicted model, not a curated record. Lineage: Eukaryota; Metazoa; Arthropoda; Insecta; Diptera; Tephritidae. Bases 93 to 2618 code for a protein of 841 amino acids. Gene Ontology annotation, cellular component: lysosomal membrane; cytoplasm; endosome. Gene Ontology annotation, molecular function: actin binding. The transcript is spliced from 12 exons. Gene Ontology annotation, biological process: vacuole fusion, non-autophagic; endosomal transport; intracellular protein transport.